AUGGGUGGCUACAGCAAAGCAAGCGGAAAGGGUGCAAAGGGACCGAAGGGUGGCAAGGGAAAAGGAAAGGGCAAAGUCGAUGAGUGGGAAGAGUUCCCAGUUCCCAUGAAGGGAAAAGGCAAAGGAAAGGGUGAGCCCAAGGGAAAGGGCAAAGGAAAGGGCAAGUCCUGGGCGGACUACGAGCCUCCAAUGAUGUCGAAGUCGAAGGGCAAGGGCAAGGGGAAGAGCUCCUUUGCCAGUGGCCCGUAUGGCCCUCCGCCGAUGAAGGGGAAAGGCAAGGGCAAGCCCAGCUGGGACUCCUACGACUCCUACGAUUCCUACGACUCGUACGAGCCGAAGGGGAAGGGGAAGGGCAAGGGCAAGUCCAGCUGGGACAUGUACGCCGAGAAGGGCAAGGGGAAGGGGAAGUGGGAUGAGUACGAUUACGAGCCCAAGGGAAAAGGCAAAGGAAAGGGCAAGGGAAAGGCCAUGGCUCUGAAGGGGAAGGUCAUGGAGAUGAAGGGAAAGGGAAAGGGCAAGGGAAAGGGCAAAGGAAAGGGUAAGGGAAAGUAUGACGAUGAGGAUGAUUACUUCCCCUCGGGAAAGGGCAUGAAGGGAAAAGGCAAGGGAAAGGGAAAGGGCAAGGGCAAAGGCAAGCCCAGCUACGAGGAUGAGCCGCCGAAGGGCAAGGGAAAGAAGGGCAAGGGCAAAGAUGCCAAAGGAAAGGGCAAGAAGGGAAAGGCGAUGGAGGAGCCCAAGGGAAAAGGAAAAUCCAAGGGAAAAGGAAAGGGAAAGGGCAAGGGCAAGGGAAAGGACAAGCGCUGA
This is a messenger RNA of Effrenium voratum, 804 nucleotides long. Lineage: Eukaryota; Dinophyceae; Suessiales; Symbiodiniaceae. The record is from the annotation of a GenBank genome assembly.